Xenopus laevis (African clawed frog) is the source of this 4228-nucleotide messenger RNA. It is a transcript of the gene snx27.L, whose product is annotated as sorting nexin family member 27 L homeolog. Gene Ontology annotation, biological process: endosomal transport; endocytic recycling; intracellular protein transport. Gene Ontology annotation, cellular component: endosome; endomembrane system; early endosome membrane. The coding region runs from base 25 to 1668 and encodes 547 amino acids. The transcript has 13 exons. The record is from RefSeq and is marked provisional. Gene Ontology annotation, molecular function: phosphatidylinositol binding; phosphatidylinositol-3-phosphate binding. NCBI's taxonomy places the organism in Eukaryota, Metazoa, Chordata, Amphibia, Anura, Pipidae.
CGCUCCUCCCGGUCAGUGGAAAAGAUGGCGGACGAGGAGGGGGACGGGAUCCAUUCUGGGCAGCGGAACGGGGGCGGAGGGCCGGGCAGUACCGGGGGCCCGAGGGUGGUUCGUAUCGUCAAGUCCGAGUCCGGUUACGGCUUCAAUGUCCGCGGGCAGGUCAGUGAGGGGGGGCAACUGCGCAGCAUCAACGGAGAACUCUACGCGCCCCUCCAGCACGUGAGCGCCGUGUUACCCGGGGGGGCCGCCGACUCCGCCCACAUCCGCAAGGGGGACCGGAUCCUCGAGGUGAAUGGGGUGAAUGUGGAAGGUGCCACUCACAAGCAAGUAGUGGAUCUGAUCCGGGCCGGAGAGAAGGAGCUCGUCCUCACGGUCCUGUCUGUGCCACCCCACGAGGCGGAGAACCUGGAUCCAAGUGAUGACUCCUCGGGGCAGUCGUUCUAUGAUUACACCGAGAAGCAGGCGGUGCCCAUUUCCAUCCCCACAUACAAACACGUGGAGCAGAAUGGAGAGAAGUUUGUGGUAUACAACGUGUACAUGGCCGGCAGGCAGCUCUGCUCCAAGCGAUACCGGGAGUUUGCCAUCCUCAACCAGAACCUGAAACGAGAGUUUGCCAACUUCACCUUUCCCCGGCUGCCAGGGAAGUGGCCGUUCUCUUUAUCGGAGCAGCAACUGGACGCUCGCAGGAGGGGCCUGGAAGAGUAUUUGGAAAAAGUGUGCUCCAUACGUAUCAUAGGGGAGAGUGACAUCAUGCAGGAGUUCCUGUCCGAGUCUGAUGAGAAUUACAAUGGGGUAUCUGACGUGGAGCUGCGCAUUGCCUUACCGGACAAAUCCACUGUAACCGUGAGAGUGAAGAAGAACAGUACCACGGACCAGGUGUACCAGGCCCUCGGUGCCAAGAUCGGGAUGGACGCAAUUACAGCCAAUUAUUUUGCACUCUUUGAGGUCAUUAAUCACUCCUUUGUCAGGAAGCUGGCCCCCAAUGAGUUCCCCCACAAGUUAUAUGUACAGAAUUACACCUCUGCGGUUCCCGGGACUUGUCUCACUGUCCGGAAAUGGCUGUUCACAACCUCAGAAGAGGCUUUGCUGAAGGACAAUGACUUGGCUGUCUCUUUCUUCUUCCACCAGGCAGUGGAUGAUGUGAAGCGAGGCUACAUCAAGGCAGAAGACAAAUCUUACCAGCUGCAGAAGUUGUGUGAGCAGCGCAAGAUGUUGAUGUAUCUGAAUAUGUUGAGGGGCUGUGAUGGCUAUAACGAGAUUAUCUUCCCGCACUGCUCCUGUGACUCCCGCAGGAAGGGACAUGUUGUCACCUCUAUCAGUAUCAAGCACUUCAAACUGCUGGCUUGCACCGAUGAGGGACAGCUAGAGAACCAGGUGAUUGCGUUUGAGUGGGAUGAGAUGCAGCGGUGGGACACAGACGAGGAGGGAAUGGCGUUCUGCUUUGAGUACGCCCGAGGAGAGAAGAAACCACGAUGGGUGAAGAUCUUCACUCCUUACUUCAACUACAUGCACGAAUGCUUCGAGAGGGUUUUCUGUGAGCUGAAGUGGAGAAAAGAGGUUGAAGAAGAGGCGACCGACAAGGACAAUAAGAAUUGCAGUAUUGACAGUACAUGCAGCAAGAACAUCUUUCAGAUUGUACGGCUGCAGCAGAAGGACACCAGCACCUAACACUCUCUAUCAGCGCGGCAAGACCUGAGCCCCACCCCUUUUCCUCACCGCAGGGCGGAGCUCCGUAACAGUGUAACACAACAUCGAAUCGGCUUGGCCAGGAAUGAAACGAAAUGGGAGUCAUGAGCUGUGUGGCCCCUGGCUCAGUCUGUUGUAAUGCAUUGUGGGGAGGUGGGAAGGGGCAACUGAAUUUACACACAAGCAUUUUACCUCCCGUCAGGAUCCAUUUCAGUGUCCUUUAAACAUCCGAGCAGUCCAAUGUCUGUCACUUGCUAUGUAAUGCUUCACAAUUUUUUCUUGCCCCUGUAGUCUAGUCCCAAACUUAUUGCCCCCCAUUAACACUACUACCACCCUCCCCUCCUUCCCUUGACCUUUUGGAUUCCAGAAUCCGUCGCUGUUCUCCUCGGGGGAGGGAGAUGAAAAGCCACCCCUCUGCUGGCCAAUCAGGAAUUAGGACUGUCGUACGUGCACAACUACUGUGUGAUACAUAUAUUUAUAUCCGUAUUGUACGCAUGCACCGGAUCACUUGGCUGCUUCGAGGAGUCCUUGGGGGAAGAUCCCAUUAACGAGCCAUAAAAAGGAGCAAUUAAGACUGCCUUGGGGGCCCACCCAUGUCAUUAUUAUCCCUCGUUAGGAGUCUCCAUGCUUUUCAUUGCUAAACAUCCUACUUCUACCCUGUACCCUUAAAUUGCCGCAUGGAACGGCUCUGCCCAAACUCCCCUGUAAAUAGCAAAUGUUCCUCCUUUCUACAUUUCAUUUCAGCUUCCCUCUCCCAGGGAAGAGCUUGCUGCAGUCUCUGUCCUUGUGGAAGGAUAUCAGUAUUUGAGACCUAUGGACGGUGGAUGGAGAAGGUUGCCCUUCUGAGUUUUGCCUUCAGGUACCUAAUGGGUUAAGCCAGGGCAGAAUUGCUUCCUUUUACAUCUUCCUCUUUGUGCAGGGAGUGUGUAAGAGGAAGGAUAUGUGCUCUUACGCUUGGAAGGGACAGCCCAGCACAUGACAUUCUUCUCUGCUCCUGUCCCAGGCACUUUGCCAUUUAAUGAUUUAUUGGCCCGGCAAGAUGACUGCUGGUUGUUUGUACCCUUAGUGGCCUGCAUGCGCAAACCCAGGAAUCCCUCUGCUAGCCGCCCUAUUGAACUAGCAGAACUCAGAUGUAGGAUGGGCAGGUAGGGCACCAUGGUGAAUUGAAUGUAGGAUUAUGUCUAUUCUUUUGCACACAAAUAUUAUGGAAUCUGUUUCACCAAACAGCAUCUAAUUAUAUAGAGGGUUAAGUUCAACCCAUGUGAUCCACAGGAGUGUGAACUGGUGGGAGGAGGAGGUGCCGUUAACCUGUUGUAAGGCUACAGCAUCUAAGGGACUCACAGGAAGGUCAGUCUGUCCCGUCUUGAGUCCUGAGCAAAUUCCCUUUUCUGCAGGGGACUGACCGCUCUCUACUGCUUGGCAGCAUGAUUCUACAGGGUCUGGUCUCGAUGUUCCUCGUCAAAAACUUCCAUUGGUGACAUCUGUAGAAAGCCACACCAGCAAUAAGUCACCCAGAUGGGACUUCUUCAAGUAAAUGAGACAGUCAUAUGUCUCUUGAGGAAGUGAAACUGUGUCCAGAAGAAGAGGCCUGCAAGGGCCCUAUAGACUGUUGCCCUGUGAAUAUUUCUAUAUUACUGCAUGGGUGCCAAGGAUCAGUAUUGCAGGCAAAUGGUAGUCACCCAAAUUGUUCUCCUGAAAUAGUUCUCUUUAAAGGACCUCUGUAGAGAAUGAUAGGCUUGUCUUGUUAGACAGAUAGAACUCUGGAAAGCACUAAAACAGGUGAGCAUAUAGGGUUCCUGUUGUGGGAGCAUUGAGUCAGCAGUAGAGGACUUCUGCAGAGGUUCAAAGACUGGUCAUUGGGAUAGGGCUCCUGCAGGAGAACCUUAAACUGUUACCUGGAGAGAGUGAUAGACUGGUCUUUAGGGUUCCUGUUGAAGAACUGCAUGGUUAACUUUUAGAGGACACAGACAGAGAAUCAUAGAUGUCAUCGAGAUAUGUCUCCUGCAGGAAAACUGUAGACCAUCAUCCUUUCGAGGACAUCUUCAGAGAAUCGUAGAUGCUCAUGGCAAAGGUCUUCUGCAAGACAACUGUCAUCCAGUGUGUUCUCCCUACAUGAGAAUGAUGGACCGAUCAGCAGAGGAACAGGCUGUCACCUGUGGACCCUGCAGGGAAUUAUGUGUUUACUGAAUUCUGUUUCCUGUAGAACGAUGCAGUCCCCCAGAAAUUACUUCUGCAAUGGGGACCCAUUCUCUGCCCCUAGGGUGAACAUUCUAGUCCUCAUCUUCUUUCACUGCAUUGUUUUGUCUUUUAAUUUAUUAUUCUUCUUCCUUCGAGAAGGAAACUAACCAUUUUUUUCCGGCAGUGUAUAUUUUUCCUGGUAUUCGAAGACGGCAAAAUGUUUAACGAGAAAAAUAUCCUGACUCACAUCAGUGUUUUUAAUUUGUCGUUCUAGAGCUAACCACUCUAAUGUCGUUUGGUAACAGUCACCAUAGUGUAAUUAAUUGUAACAUAUUCUUUUAAAUAAAUCAGUUUAUUGAUGAGA